Molecule: messenger RNA, 1478 nt
Organism: Passer montanus (Eurasian tree sparrow)
Lineage: Eukaryota; Metazoa; Chordata; Aves; Passeriformes; Passeridae
Product: pantetheinase-like
Exons: 6
Coding region: 57-1169 (370 amino acids)
Source: RefSeq, a predicted model, not a curated record
CCUGCACUGACCCCUCAAGAUUUGGUCCAGCACCAGUGCAGGAACGACUCAGCUGCAUGGCCAGAAAUAAUUCCAUCUAUGUGGUUGCAAAUAUUGGGGACAAGAAGCCAUGUGACUCCAGUGAUCCCAGCUGCCCCGGGGAUGGUCGCUACCACUACAAUACGGAUGUGGUCUUUGAUGCACAGGGGAAGCUGGUGGCUCGGUACCAUAAGUAUAAUCUCUUUCUAGGAGAAAAUCAGUUUAAUUAUCCAAAAGAGCCAGAAGCUGUCACCUUUGAGACUCCUUUUGGGAAGUUUGGCAUUUUCACUUGCUUUGACAUCCUUUUCUAUGAGCCUGCCGUGGUCCUGGUGAGCAAGAUGCAGGUGGACACCGUGCUCUUCCCAACAGCUUGGAUGAAUGUCCUGCCCUUUCUGACUGCAAUUGAGUUUCACUCUGCCUGGGCCAUGGGCAUGCGUGUCAAUGUCUUAGCUGCCAAUACUCACAACACCAGCAUGGAAAUGACAGGGAGUGGCAUUUAUGCACCAGCUGGAGCCAGAACAUACUCCUACAACAUGAAAACUGAAGAUGGUCACCUCCUCAUUGCUGAACUAGAUGCACACCCUCGUCUUUCUCCUGCCUCCCCACCUGCUGUCAGCUGGAACUCAUAUGCUCUGAGUAUUGAAAGAUUCUCACAGAAUGACCAUGAAUUCACAGGAAUUGUCUUUGAAGACCUCUUUACUUUCACGGAGCUCGCUAAGCCUGGGGGGAAUCUCACUGUCUGCCAAAAAGACCUCUGCUGUCAUUUGAGCUACAAGAUGGCAGAGAAAAGAGAUGAUGAAGUUUAUGUGCUGGGUGCUUUUGAUGGCCUUCAUGUUGUUGAAGGACAGUACUAUCUGCAGAUCUGCACUCUGCUCAAGUGCCCCAGCACAAACCUGAGCACAUGUGGGCAGCCCAUGGAGAUGGCUCAGACCAAGUUUGAGAUGUUCUCCCUCAGUGGCACGUUUGGCACCAGCUACAUCUUCCCAGAAGUGCUGUACAGCGGGGUGCAGCUGGCCCCUGGGGAGUUCGAGGUGCUAGCUGAUGGACGUCUGAAAAAUCGGAAUACUACAUCAAAGCCAGUUUUGAGUGUAACACUCUAUGGGAGGUGGUAUGAAAAGGACCCUCCAUCCACAUAUCAAGCUUCAGCAUGAUUUCAGUGCAGAUCCUUCAAGCUUUCAUCGACCCGUUUCUGUAAUGCCAAUUAAUCACAAAUAAUGGUAAUUCAUAGUAAUGUUCAUAAUUAAAAUGGCAUUCUAUUUUUCUAGUUGUCUUAUCUACCAGCAUAGUUACUGCACUUUGAUUUAUUGACUUGAUUUUGCAGCAAAAAAUCAAUAUGAUGCUGGACUGUUGUGUGUGUGUUUUUAUAUGAUGGAUUUGGUUGGCAUAGGCUUGGCCUUAAUAUUGGGAACACUAGAAAAUAAAUUCCUCUGAUUUUAGUGGUGUAGGAUUCAGUGGGUUGU